Messenger RNA from Choloepus didactylus (southern two-toed sloth), 3569 nucleotides. RefSeq names its product FYVE, RhoGEF and PH domain containing 3 (gene FGD3). Gene Ontology annotation, molecular function: guanyl-nucleotide exchange factor activity; metal ion binding. Gene Ontology annotation, biological process: cytoskeleton organization; filopodium assembly. The coding region runs from base 16 to 2727 and encodes 903 amino acids. The record is from RefSeq and is a predicted model, not a curated record. Lineage: Eukaryota; Metazoa; Chordata; Mammalia; Pilosa; Megalonychidae. Gene Ontology annotation, cellular component: cytoplasm. The transcript has 19 exons.
GCAGUGUCUUUAUUUAUGCACAACAAAAAGAAAGAUGGGGAGCCCCUCUCUGGGGGAUCUGUGUGUUCUCAAGCCCUGUCUGGAGCAGAUCUGCGUGAGGCCAGGUGUUGCCCAGCUCGUCCUCGUCCCCCUGCCCUGCCCCGAUGUCUCACUGAUGUCCACCCCCAUUCCAAGGCAUGUGGCAACCCGCGUCAUCUUGGCAUAGCACGAUGUUCUCAGCAGACGGGAUGGAGACUCUCAGCCAGGGCAUCUCCUUCACUGAAACCCCAAGUACCUCCUAAACCUCUCUGCUUCAAACCUGGGCAAGAAAGAGAUUUUCAGAUCCCCCCAGCCCCGCAGCGCCCUCUGCCGGCCAACCCAAGGACCCCGGAGACCCAGGCUCCUGCCCCUUCAUCUGUCAGCAUCCUCAUCGGGAGGUUUGAAAGCAUCAGGAAGCCGCCCCUCGGCCUCACAGGGAGCCUGGUCAGCUCAGCCUGGAGCAUGGAGCCGAGCGUGCACCUCUCAACUCUCUCCAGCCCUGUUGCCGCCCUGGGAGGGCUGGAUGCUGGGCCUGGCAGGGAACUGCAGCCCUUACAGCCACAGAACGUAGACCUGGGGAAGCCCCGAGAGCUCCCCGUUGGGGCUGGCACCCACCAUGAGGGCCACAAAGCCAGUGGUCUGGGCUUGCAGGUGUCCUCUGGGGAUGGUCCCCUGGACACAGGCCCCACGGGAGAGCCAGGCGGCUGUGGUAAGCUUCCGAACCGGGACAGCGGCAUCGACAGCCCAUCCUGCAGUGUCGCUGGCGAGAACUUCUCCUGUGAGGAGGGUGCCGAGUCUGGCAAGGGACCCAUCCCCCCGGGGCUGUCCCCCGAGACGGACUCAGACAGCAGCACCCCACGGGGCAUCCCCCAAGAGGAGGCUGACAGCGACGUGGACGAGGGCAGCGGAGAGGAGCCUGAGGUGGUGACCGUCCCCCAGAGGGCCAGUGUGGGAACGGAUGUGGCCAAGCAGUGCCCCGAGCCCCAGAAGCUGCUCAACAUCGCCCGUGAGCUCCUGCACACUGAGGAAGCCUACGUGAAGCGGCUGCACCUGCUGGACCAGGUUUUCUGCACCAAGCUCACUGAGGCAGGAAUCCCUCCAGAAGUUACCACGGGCAUUUUCUCCAACAUCUCCUCCAUCUACUGCUUCCAUGGGCAGUUCCUGCUGCCGGAGCUGCAGACACGGAUCACACGGGAGUGGGAUGCCAACCCCCGGCUCGGGGACAUCCUGCAGAAGCUGGCCCCGUUCCUCAAGAUGUAUGGUGAGUACGUCAAGAACUUCGACCGAGCCAUGGAGCUGGUGAGCCUGUGGACCCAGAGGUCUUUGCCGUUCAAGGACGUCAUCCAUAACAUCCAGAAGCAGGAGCUCUGUGGAAACUUGACGCUGCAGCAUCACAUGCUAGAGCCUGUGCAGAGGGUCCCUCGCUACGAGCUGCUUCUCAAAGACUAUCUGAAGAGGCUCCCCAGGGACGCACCAGACCGCAAGGAUGCCGAGAAGUCCUUGGAACUCAUCUCCAUAGCUGCCAACCACUCCAACGCAGCCAUUCGCAAAAUGGAGAAGAUGCACAAGCUCCUGGAGGUGUAUGAGCAGCUGGGUGGGGAGGAGGACAUCGUGAACCCAGCUGACGAGCUGGUCAAGGAGGGGCACAUCCAGAAGCUGUCUGCCAAGAAUGGCACUGCUCAGGACCGUCACCUCUUCCUGUUCAGCAGCAUGAUCCUUUACUGUGUGCCAAAACUGAGGCUCAUGGGCCAGAAGUUCAGUGUCCGGGAGAAGAUGGAUAUCUCGGAUCUGCAGGUGCAGGAUAUCGUCAAGCCUAACGCAGCACCAACGUUUAUAAUAACAGGGAAGAAACGGUCCUUGGAGCUGCAGACUCGGACAGAAGAAGAGAAGAAAGAAUGGAUUCAGGUCAUCAGGGCCACCAUCGAGAAGCACAGGCAGAACAGUGAGACUUUCAAAGCCUUCAGCAGCACACCCGGCCAAGACGAGGACCCCACCCUCACACCAGACUCCCCCGUCGUGGGCACCAGCUCCGUGGAGCCCGCCUGUGUGGCCGACGGUGGUGGGGUUGCUGGAGGGGUCGAUUCCAGAAAGCCAUCCUCCAAAAGCCGACGUGACAAGGAGAAGCACAGCUGUAAAAGCUGCGGAGAGACCUUCAACUCCAUAACCAAAAGGAGGCACCACUGCAAGCGGUGUGGGGCGGUCAUCUGUGGGAAGUGCUCCGAGUUCAAGGCCGAGAAUAGCAGGCAGAGCCGUGUGUGCAAAGAGUGUUUCCUGACGCAAUCGGCAGGACCCCAGAGCCCCAGCUCCGAGAAGCUGCCUGCUUCAGAUCCCCAGCAGAGCCUGCUCUGCAGCUACCUGCAGCUGUGGGAUGGUGGCACGGCCUGGGACGCGGUGUGGGCCUCCAUCCCCAAGAUGGAUCCACUGGUGCUGCACCUGCAGGGAGUUGGCCAGGACGGACCACUGCCCCGCGCCAUCCCCCUGCCCGGCUGCACGGUGACUGUGCCAGAGUCUGCGGAGAGGCCCGACGCCAGGCAUGCUGUGCGGCUGCAGCGGGCCCCGGCCCAGCCCCUGUUCCUGAGCGCAGAGACCCCUGAGCUGCAGAGGCAGUGGCUGGGGGCCCUGGACACCGCUGCCCGUGGGGACACAGCCCGGCCCAGCCCCGGGUCUCUGCAGCCCCCAGCCCACCCGAAGGGCAUGGCCACUCCAUGAGCCCAGCCUUGGCCAGCAGCCAGGAUGAGACACAGGGAUCCCCCUCCAGGGCCGCCAUCCCCACGGGGUUGGGCACCGGGGAGCCAGCUGCGUGUCCUCUGCCUGCAGCCACUGUGCCGACCUCAGGGAACACUGCCAAGGAGUUCGGCCCUGCUCCACCCCAGGCCGUCUGCCCAGGGCCUGGUGCACUCAGCACUGGGGGCUCCCCCUGUUUCAGAGAUGAGGAGAUGGAGGCCCAGAGAGGGGUGUUGCUGGCCCCAGGUGGCCCAGCAGGGCACAGGAUGGAAGCUGGGGGCCAAACUGAAAAUCAGGCUCAGAGGGAUGGCAAUGGCGGAGUUUGCUUCUGCAAGGCACUGAGGAGACCAUGGCGGGCUGUGCUCAGGUGUCAGGUCCUUCCCAAGGUGCCCAUGUCUGGGAAUGCCGGACCCUGAUCUGUGAGGGCCAUGCCCCCCCACUGGCAGACCACGUGACCCCUGCCCAUCCCCUCAUGGGCAGGCCGCGGGACCCCUGCCUGUCCCAUCCACACUGUGUGGAGCUGAACUGAAGCCGAUGCCUCUGGAUUCCAGAUCAUUCUCUCUGCCUGUUCUGGGGGGAACACGUGAGGGGACAGCCCUCCUCCCCCGGCAGCUGCUGGCCCAGGGCUGGACAUGCACCCAGCACCCACAGGGAAGUGUGAGGGGCAGGGGCUGGGGGCUGGCCCGCCAUCCUGGCUCUGACGCUCUGCUGGAAGCCCACCCCAGUGGCCACAUGGUGGGGGGCGUGAGGACCUGCGACCGUUCUCCACACCUUUCCACGGACUGGCUCACUGUGCUCGUCUGCAUCAAUAAAUGCCGACCCCUGUA